Messenger RNA from Asparagus officinalis (garden asparagus), 771 nucleotides. RefSeq names its product light-inducible protein CPRF2-like. The transcript is spliced from 3 exons. The record is from RefSeq and is a predicted model, not a curated record. Gene Ontology annotation, biological process: regulation of DNA-templated transcription. NCBI's taxonomy places the organism in Eukaryota, Viridiplantae, Streptophyta, Magnoliopsida, Asparagales, Asparagaceae. The coding region runs from base 390 to 638 and encodes 82 amino acids. Gene Ontology annotation, molecular function: DNA-binding transcription factor activity.
UAAUAUUCUAAGAUAAAUUCUAGAUAUAGAAAGAUUAUGCUUCAAACUCUUUUUCUGUUGCAAAUGAUCAUAUUCUAUUCCUUUAUUUGAAACUCCAUUUGACUAGAAAAAUCAACAAAAAAAGUCUGUUUUUCAAACUUCUUCCCUGCUUAAAGUUGUUCUUGACAUUUUUAUGUUAUUCAAAAGAAGUUGAAGUCAUUUGAAUAUUUUACACUGCGUUUGUUAAGUUUCUAUUUCUAGAUGUGCUUAAUCAUAUAUCUUUGUAAGAAAUCCAUUUAUCCAUUAGACAAGCUGAAACCUGUGUUGCACGGAAAUGGGUGCGCGUGUGGACAAGGAUACCGACACAGGACACGUCAAAUUUGUGAAAGACGGGACAGGGGGACAUAGAUAUGUGUGCCCGCGCGCGUGUGCAUAUGAUGCUCUCAAAUCGAGAGUCAGCAAGACGCUCUCGAAGGAGAAAGCAAGCACAUUUAAGUGAACUUGAGGCACAGGUGUCACAACUAAGAGUGGAGAACUCAGCUUUGUUGAAGCGCCUUACUGACAUAAACCAGAAGUACAAUGAAGCUUCUGUAGACAAUAGGAUACUGAAAGCAGAUGUCGAGACUUUGAGGGCUAAGGUAAGUUGUUAUGUUACCUAGGCGAGCAUGUAAAUUUUAACGCUGCAGUGUAAAAAUGAGAUAUCAUGGUUAAUAUCUGCAUCUGUUUCCUUAGAUGAUGAAAGUGUUUUCCUUUGUAUAUAUACUACGGUGAUAAUUAAUCAGUAUUAAACAA